Molecule: messenger RNA, 2727 nt
Organism: Anopheles marshallii
Lineage: Eukaryota; Metazoa; Arthropoda; Insecta; Diptera; Culicidae
Product: ATP-dependent DNA helicase DDX11
Exons: 3
Coding region: 1-2727 (908 amino acids)
Biological process (GO): nucleobase-containing compound metabolic process; establishment of sister chromatid cohesion
Cellular component (GO): nucleus
Molecular function (GO): DNA binding; ATP binding; DNA helicase activity
Source: RefSeq, a predicted model, not a curated record
AUGGCCUUUUUUAAGCCAGUAAAACAACUCCACCCUCCGGAUGAUGGAUCGGGAUUUGCGUUCCCUUUUUUGCCGUACGAUAUUCAGUUGGAUUUCAUGCAAACGCUCUUCACGGUGCUGCACACUGGAGGCAUUGGCAUCUUCGAAAGUCCUACAGGCACAGGCAAAUCGUUGAGUUUAACCUGUGGAACAUUAACAUGGUUAAAGGAUUAUGAGCGACUGGUUGGGGAAGAGCUGCGCGAAACGUUUGAAAGGUUACGCAACGAAAUCACCAGACUGGAAAAAGAAAAUGAGGUCUCUAGUGACUGGAUCUCGGGACAGUACAGUGCGAUGGGUCAGCGAAAACAAUUGGAUGAGUUGAAUCUGUUUAAGCAAUCCAUCACAGAAUAUGACAAGCGUUUGGUACAGAUGAAGGAUAAAGGUGUUUUACACAAGAUUCGAUGGGAAAUGCUUCGAGCAAAGGAUGACACACUGAAGGAAGAGUCACUGCAGCAGGACGUUACAAUUGAUGAAGAUGAGUUUCUACUUCCGGAAGAAAGUGACGAUGAUAGUGACGAAGAUCCUGAUGCCGAUCGCCAAAAGGAAGAUGAGGAGGAGAACCGAUACCGUCCAGUGCGGGUGAUAUUUUGCAGUCGUACACAUUCCCAGUUGUCUCAGGUAGUUAACGAAGUGAAAGAAACGCAACACGCGAAAGAUCUUCGUCUCAUGUCUCUUGCAUCGCGUCAAAAUCUCUGCAUCAAUGCGGAGGUUCGAAAACUUAAAACCAGUACGCUUAUGAACGAACGAUGCUUGGAAUUGCUGAAGAAAGGAGGAAAGAAUAAAACGAACUCCAGCGACGAUGAUGGACGUGGCGUGAAGAAGCGAAGGAAACUCAGACACUCCUGUUCUUACUACAACCAGCGUGCAAUAGAAGGAUUGAAAAAUGGCAUCCUCUACGAAAUGCCCGAUAUAGAAGAUCUUGUGAAGGAGGGAAAGCGGGAAAAUGCCUGUCCUUAUUAUGCAUCUCGUGCAGCCAUUCCCGACUCACAAAUGCUGAUGGUCCCUUACCAGCUGAUCCUACAUCGACGCACACGACAACAAUCCGGUAUUGAUCUGCGCAAUUCAAUCCUCAUCAUCGAUGAAGCACACAAUCUGCUGGACACAAUUGCAGCUAUUCACAGUCAGGAACUGAAACAGGAACAGUUGCGCCAGGCGAAGAUACAUUUAUCCGCUUACAAGGCACGCUAUUUUUCUCGAUUUUCCACCAAAAACCUCUUACGGAUUAAUCAGCUCAUCUUCAUCGCUACCCGAUUGGAUAAAAUGUUAUCCCAUGUUGGUAAAACCAGCACCGCACGAUCGUCACGAAUGAUCGAUAGUCAAGAGUUGUUACUUGAGGCGGACAUAUUUAAUUUGAAUCUGUCCGAUAUACUUUCAUUCUGCGAACGUUCACGCAUUGCGCAGAAGGUGCACGGAUUUGCUCAAAGUUCGCCACGUGAAUUACUUGAACAGGAUGUAUCGCCCUUCCGUGGGAAGGUUGGCAACACAUCGCGAGGGUCAACGAGUGCAUUAAAAUCGUUGAUAAAGAAUCUUGAAGAGGACAAACAAAGCAAAGCGCAAACGAAGAAAGCUGGACGAUCAGCAACGAAGCAGACAAACCCGGAGCCGGUAGCCGUGGGUGACCAGGAAAAUGAUCAUCAAACACAAACGAAGCCUUUGAUAACAAAUGCAAUCCGACCGAUGAUCAACUUUCUCCAUUGUUUGAUGGAGGAUGGAAGUGGUGAUAGUCGGGUGUUAUUAUCGUACGACGAAAAGGAUCCAUCACAGGCAGCCAUGAAGUAUUUGCUGCUUAAUCCGGGUGCACGAUUUGAUGAAAUCGUCCAAAGUUGUCGUUCGGUUGUCCUUGCUGGAGGUACGAUGCAACCGACGGAUGAACUUACGGAACAGGUAUUUCGCCACUGCCGAGAACGAGUGACAAUCAAAAGCUAUCCCCACGUGGUCCCGAAGGAUGCGGUACUUCCCAUCGCGAUUGGCCGUGGACCGACUGGGAAAGAGUUUCUGUUUAAUUUCGCCAACAAACAAAACAUUGAAAUGCUGGACGAACUUCAGUCGACGCUACUAAACGUUUGUCAAGUGGUUCCGAAUGGCGUUGUGGUAUUUUUGAGCUCCUACGACUUCCUUGAUUUGUUCUACCGAAAGCUGGAAGAGUCUGGCAAUCGUGCACGGUUAGAGGAGCGUAAGAAAGUGUUCCGUGAACCGAAAAGCUCCGGUCAAGUAGAACAAAUCUUGGCUGAUUAUGGACGUGCCGCUCGAUCAGCCAUCGGCGCCAUACUAUUCAGCGUUGUCGGCGGUAAAUUGAGCGAAGGCUUAAACUUUUCCGAUGAACUCGGUCGGUGUGUAGUGGUGGUUGGUUUACCGUACCCGAAUCGUACCAAUCCGGAGUUGAUCGAACGGAUGCGAUACCUCGAUCGAAGCUUGCCAUCAUCUGGUGAGGUCGGAUCGUCGGCUGGUAACGAAUACUACGAAAAUCUUUGCAUGAAAGCUGUUAACCAGUGCAUAGGAAGAGCCGUUCGGCACAUAAGGGACUAUGCGGCCGUGAUUUUGCUCGACACGCGUUACUGCACGGGAGAACGCAUACGACGGAAGCUACCGGUGUGGAUUUCGGAGCGAUUGGAUUGUGCCGAACGGUACGGUCAGGCGCAUGGCAAGCUGGUGAAAUUUUUCCGCCAACACAAAGCAAAACGUGAGUAA